Molecule: messenger RNA, 2702 nt
Organism: Durio zibethinus
Lineage: Eukaryota; Viridiplantae; Streptophyta; Magnoliopsida; Malvales; Malvaceae
Product: putative amino-acid acetyltransferase NAGS1, chloroplastic
Biological process (GO): L-arginine biosynthetic process
Cellular component (GO): cytoplasm
Molecular function (GO): L-glutamate N-acetyltransferase activity, acting on acetyl-CoA as donor
Source: RefSeq, a predicted model, not a curated record
AAAUUCAGCGUCGGUCUCACCUUCUCUUUUUACCGACCACGGUUCAGCCGUGGCGGCUUCUCGGUUGAUCCCACAUCAUUAACCGCAACCACGUGUCAUAAUUAGCAAAUUUUUUUUAAUUUUCAAAUUGCUUGCUUGUAAGUGUAAGGAGAAAAAGGCUUGGUAGUAGCUGCUUCCGCGCUCUAACCAAACUAUUCGGGGCCGCCACAAAUGGCUGUUUCAUGGUCAACAGCUCGCGUCCCUCUUUUCUCUCCCGCUCGAGUCAAACUCUUUUCAUCCCGCCAUGCUUUCGGAAACGGUGUCGUAAGAUUGAAAUCCGAGUUGAAGUUCUGGACUCAGUCUCUUAAACCCAAACUCGGGUCCAAGCGAGGUGAUUUGGUAAAGCGCAAUGUACUUAGCGAAGAAGAUAGCGUGGAGGAGACUUACAACUCCGUCGACGAUAAGCAGUUUGUGCGGUGGUUCCGCGAGGCUUGGCCUUACCUCUGGGCCCACCGUGGCAGCACUUUCGUUGUUAUUAUUUCCGGCGAAAUCGUCGCUUCCCAAUUUUUGAACGCCAUUCUAAAGGAUAUUGCGUUUUUGCAUCACCUAGGGAUCAGAUUUGUUAUUGUUCCGGGAACUCACGUGCAAAUCGAUAAGCUUUUGGCCGAGAGAGGGCAUGAACCAAAGUAUGAUGGUAGAUAUAGAAUAACAGACUCUGAAUCUCUUGCUGUUGCGAUGGAAGCGGCAGGAGGGAUUCGUCUAAUGAUAGAGGCAAAACUUUCCCCUGGACCUUCCAUCUAUAAUAUCCGUCGACAUGGUGAUAGUAGCCGAUGGCAUGAAGUUGGUGUGAGCGUUGCUAGUGGUAACUUCCUUGCAGCCAAGAGAAGAGGAGUUGUUGAAGGUGUUGAUUAUGGAGCAACAGGUGAAGUCAAGAAAAUAGAUGUUGUUCGCAUGCGUGAGAGGCUUGAUGGUGGUUGUAUAGUGAUAUUAAGCAACCUGGGGUAUUCUAGCUCUGGAGAAGUUUUGAAUUGCAACACCUAUGAAGUUGCUACGGCUUGUGCAUUAGCUAUUGGAGCAGAUAAGCUUAUUUGCAUUAUAGAUGGUCCGAUUUUGGAUGAGAAUGGACGCCUUAUUAAUUUCUUACCUCUUCAAGAAGCAGAUAUGUUAAUCCGUCAGCGGGCUGAGCAAAGCGAGAUAGCAGCUAAAUAUGUGAAAGCUGUUGGUGAAGAAGACCUUACAUGCCUUGGACAUAAUAAUUCUAUUGCAGUUGUCAACUCUUCGCAGAAUGGGAAGGCUGCUAAUACAACACGUAACCCAACCUUUCAGAAUGGUGUUGGUUUUGAUAAUGGCAAUGGACUAUGGUCUGGAGAACAGGGCUUUGCUAUUGGAGGUCAGGAGCGGCUAAGUCGACAAAAUGGUUAUCUUUCCGAGUUGGCUGCUGCAGCUUUUGUAUGCCGAGGUGGUGUACAAAGAGUUCAUUUGUUAGAUGGCACUAUCGGUGGGGUCUUAUUAUUGGAACUGUUCAAAAGAGAUGGAAUGGGGACAAUGGUGGCCAGUGAUCUAUAUGAAGGGGCUAGGAUGGCAAAGGUGACAGACCUUGCUGGAAUCAAGCAAAUUAUACAACCUUUAGAAGAGUCUGGCACAUUGGUUCGCAGGAGUGAUGAGGAGCUACUUAAGGCCAUAGAUUCAUUCGUUGUUAUGGAAAGGGAAGGUCAAAUCAUUGCUUGUGGUGCUCUUUUUCCUUUCUUCAAGGACAAGUGUGGGGAAGUUGCUUGUAUUGCAGUUUCUCCUGAAUGCCGAGGACAAGGACAGGGAGAUAAAAUGCUUGAUUAUGUCGAGAAGAAGGCAUCCUCCCUUGGAUUGGAUAUGCUAUUCCUGCUGACAACUCGGACUGCUGAUUGGUUUGUAAGGCGUGGCUUCAGAGAAUGUACCAUUGACAUGAUACCAGACGAAAGGAGGAAAAGUAUUAAUCUGUCCCGUAAAUCCAAGUAUUACAUGAAGAAGUUGCUACCAGAUCGAAGUGGAAUUACCGCUGAUAGAACAUUUAAAUGAGCUCGCAACACAUACAGUGCCCCUUUGGUAAGUAACCAGGGCUGCUCAGGGGAUGCAAUCUCGUCGGUCUGGUUGGCCACAAAACCACUGUAAAUUACGUACCGAUCAGGGGAUGAUCCUAGUUUCUCUGCAUCAGGUUUUUGUCAUGAAUUAUAAUUGAUUAUAGCUGUAACCAUUUUGUUAUAUUAGUAGUUUACACAAUUUUGUAGGCGAAUUAUAAGUAAUAUAGUUUAAUGGUUUAUAUAUAUCUGAAUCUAAAGCAAACAGGUGCACGUUGGUUAAGGGAUCCUGUCUCACUAGUUUAUGCUGAAGACUGAGCACUUUAGCGUCUUGUCGUCAAGUUACCCAUAUCAGAGUUUUAUGUAACCCCAGUUUUUGGUUUAAAAACAGCCUGCUCUGACCAUCAACAGGAUUCAAACUUGUCAUACAAAAGGACCCGUGCCACCAAGCUAAACAGCUGUCGGCUUGGAAUUACCAUAGAAACCAGAAGGAACUUUGUUGUCGCCUAAUAAGAAUAUUGGGGAAAUGGGUGCAUAAGGAAAUGGAGGCUUCAACAAACAUGGAAUAUAUCUAAACUCUAUCAUAAAUGAAUGAAGGCGAAACUGGGCAAAAAAGUACGCCCAUUUGGUCGCUGAUGAUCACAUUUAUUUUAAUCGAAUUGUCAUAAAAAG